This is a messenger RNA of Rhagoletis zephyria (snowberry fruit fly), 920 nucleotides long. Its product is annotated as maestro heat-like repeat-containing protein family member 1. The record is from RefSeq and is a predicted model, not a curated record. Gene Ontology annotation, cellular component: cytoplasm. Lineage: Eukaryota; Metazoa; Arthropoda; Insecta; Diptera; Tephritidae.
AGCCGUCGAACGAUUGGUAAAUUCAGACACCGAAAUACCAUCAGAGGCGAAUAAACAACUCAUAACUUUGGCCGUAGAGGAGUUGACACGCUCAGCUGAGCACCAACCACACAUCCAAGAGCAUGCACUCUCCAUUUUAGUGGCCAUUGGCCGGAAAGAAUGCAACGCGGUAAUGGAAGCAUUAAUGGCACACACAAAAGAAGGUGCGGUGGCACAUUUCAUGGUCAUGCAUUGCUUAGGAGCUAUGGCAACGGCGAAUGUUCCGGACGUUGUACCUUUCAUUAAGCCCAUACUCGCAACCAUACUGCCGAAUCUGGGUGGCAUCAAACACGAUCACAUCAAGCAGGCUCAUGCAUAUGCUAUUGGACACUUUAGUGAAGCUCUACUGGAGCAAUCAUCAGCACAUGGCGCAGCAGCUGUCGUCUCAACCGCAACUAGCCCCAUUAAUGGCGAAAUGGAGUCCGCUUCGGACGCACCAACGCAAAAUGCAGACGGCAAAGGCGAUUGUGCUACCGAAAUUUCUGUUGCUUACGAUGUGCUUUUCAAUCAAUGGCUGCAUUCGCGUGAACCCAAAGUAUGUGUCGAAAUACUGCAAGCGCUUUCUUCAAUGUACCCACUGCUGCCUGUCGAUAAGAUACAAGACCAGUCUCCGCGUUUAAUGCCACAAAUAUUGGCCUUAUACCGCCGCUCCAUCGAGCGAAACUCAGUGACACAAUUCCUCUCGUCGGUAUUGAAAACAAACAUAGCACUGCAGCCGUCAGUGCUAGAUGCGGUAGCCGAUCAAUUGAUUUCAAAUCUCUUCGAUUUGGUGUGCGUAUUCCCAGACUAUGAAAAGCCACAGACUGUAAAGGGGCAUUAUGAAGUGUUACGUUGUUUUCAUCUGCUGUCAGGCAUUUAUGACUUAAAUUAUUACGAGUUGG